CCAGUCAUAAUGCUGCGUCUGAUAAUUAAACUCGCAUAACAGUCUGUGCCCAGGUGGUGCGAAGUUAAGGUCAUUUCAGACAGUUGUUUUGUUUUCUAACAAAAGAGGACGAAUUGGGCCGAGCUGACGGGAGUGUAUAAUGGUAUUUCUAACGUUAUCUUGCUGGAUCCGCAACCGUGGACCCGACAGGUUCUGGAAAGUACAGGAACUGCUUAAACAUGCGCGGCACUUCAGAGGGAGGAAGAACCGCUGCUACAAACUGGCCGUGCUGGCCGUCAGGAGGGCUUUCGUCUAUGCCACUAAAAGUCGAAAGCUUAAGAAGCGCAACAUGAGGACGCUGUGGAUCACACGCAUUGCAGCAGCAACACGAGAGCACAACAUGAAGUAUCCUAUCCUCAUGCACAACCUCAACAAGUGCAGCGUUCAGCUGAACCGUCGUGUGAUCAGCGACAUUGCCAUCACGGAGCCUCGGACCUUCCUGUCGCUGGCGAAGCUGGCUCGAGCUCGGCAGCAGGAAGGUUUCCGAGCGGCGCUGGGAGACGGCAAAGAGCCUUCAGGUGUCCUCUCCAGAGUUAUGCUGCAAUAAAAAGACUCACUACAGUCAUGGAUUCAAGGAGCUGUGUUGUUCAGAGACCUCAACCUCACUUUUGUCAUUUCAUCAGUAUACUUUUCAUAUAAAAUAUCUUAAAAAUUAUAUAUUUCCUCAUGUGCUGCUUCAUCAGAAAGAUAAAGUCAGACUCGUGUGUGUGUGUGUGUGUGUGUGUGUGUGUGUGUGUGUGUGUGUGUGUGUGUGUGUGUGUGUGUGUCAUAUGUCACUCUUGUUGAUAAUCUGCCUUGGAUUCCUGAAGAACUCUGAUGUUUGUCACUGGAUGAAGUAAAAAGUUUGUUCUUGAAGCAAAGUUAACAUGGGAAUCUUUCAGUGCUGGGGUCCCAACAAAUGGAGAUGUUUAUUUAAAAAAAACAACUUUACAACAAUACAGCAAAAAAGUGCCCAAAACACAUGUCUAAUGGAUAAUAUGUUCACUCUUGCAAGACUUUGAUUGAAUUUGCAACCUGCAACUUCUGAUUUGAUGAUUUUUGUUUCAGUGUAUAUAUUAUUUCUUGUGGUGAGAAUGUCCAUAUGUUUUAUUCAUUAAAUUUUUUUUGUAUAACAA
This is a messenger RNA of Poecilia latipinna (sailfin molly), 1154 nucleotides long. RefSeq names its product mitochondrial ribosomal protein L20 (gene mrpl20). Bases 140 to 586 code for a protein of 148 amino acids. The transcript is spliced from 4 exons. Gene Ontology annotation, biological process: translation. Gene Ontology annotation, cellular component: ribosome. The record is from RefSeq and is a predicted model, not a curated record. Gene Ontology annotation, molecular function: structural constituent of ribosome; rRNA binding. Lineage: Eukaryota; Metazoa; Chordata; Actinopteri; Cyprinodontiformes; Poeciliidae.